Messenger RNA from Fomitopsis serialis, 1574 nucleotides. RefSeq lists its product as uncharacterized. Lineage: Eukaryota; Fungi; Basidiomycota; Agaricomycetes; Polyporales; Fomitopsidaceae. The coding region runs from base 11 to 1375 and encodes 454 amino acids. The record is from RefSeq and is a predicted model, not a curated record. The transcript has a single exon.
UCAUCCCAAUAUGCCGUUGGACCUGUUCUUCAAGGAUAGUGUAAUACCCGACGUGUUUUUCGAGCUACCGAAAACACAAUGCAGGACGCUGAAGUGGACCCUUUGCACUUACGAAAACAUACGUGACGACAUGGAGCUCCUCUCGACUGAGGUCCUCGAGGACUUGGUACUGAUGCACGAUCGUGACUACUUUUCUGACGACGAAGACGACGACGACGGGCCGACAACAUCUCCCAAACUUACCUUGUUCGGCGACUCCACGCCCCGUCUACAGAGCGUCUCGUUAUAUGGCCUCCACUGGGCGCCGAAUAACCGCUUCAGCACCGUCACGCAACUGCUGAUAGGCUACUGCUUCUGGUCCCAUCCCGUUACGACAAUCCUGAAUCUCCUCGGUGGCACCCCCCAGCUGGUGGAUCUCGUCCUAUCGGGGAUGCUGCAGAAGCAGCGAGGAGAGGCUGAAUCUGUGGGCAGAGCGGGGCGGGUAUGCCUGAAGGACCUUCGCCGGUUCGCCCUCCACAACGUUGGCGUUGCGGGUGAUGGUGUUGCGCUGCUGCUGUCCAAGUUGGAUCUGUCGCCACAAACGAUCAUCGUCGCGAACGGCGCCCGGUGCAACUCUUCGGCAGACGGACCCUGGAUAUCGGCGGCGCUAUCUCGACUAAACCUGGGUUUUGUGAAGCCUACAAGAAUGCACCUCGUGUCUUGCGCCAUGUCACGAAAGUUCCGGCAGCCCGGUAAACUCCUACUGUCCGUCGUCGCCGCCAGUCGACAUGGCGGGCUCUUCUCACCGGGAAGACUCGUCUCGCUUGUCGACCAGGGCUACCGCUUCUCCGAUGUCUUCCCCUUGUCUCAAGUGCAAGAUCUGUGCUACCUCGAAUCUUUCUAUAUGAACGUCGAAGAUCCGUGGUCGUCGCGGAUGUGGUCCUCCAUCCUAUCUGAGCUGCCAGCGCUGGAACAGCUCACGGUAUUGGGCCGCAACCUACCGCACAUCGCUCAAGGGCUCGAGGACAGCCACAAAAGCGGCGAGGGGUCAGAGCACGAUCAGCAGCCCAUAUGUCCACGGUUAACCCGGAUCGUCGUAUUCUUGUCGUCCCAGGAUCCGCACGUCGGCGAGGUCAUGGCAAGGCUUGCCGCAAUACGGGACCGUUUGCCCUUCUCCAAGGUCACCGUUGGGUACCUUCCGGGCUACUAUCACGAUAGGUGGACAUUCAAUUGGGGUUAUCAUCCCUGCCCCUUCGAGGCAGAAUACGUUGACUACAAAGAUGUGCCGCCGAUGGAGACCCCAUGGCCGGACCACCCUGAACUCCCCGAACUUCCUACUGUAUAUUGGCCUACGAUUGCGCAGUGGACCGACUAUUACUGUAGACUCCCUCGCUAGUGAGUUGCCAGUAGGUCUUAUGUGUGGAACGAGGACAGUAGAAUCGGAGUGCUUUGACUUCAGUUCGGCCUGUCGUACUAAUCGCUGCAUGCGGGACCUUUACGUCCCUCGGCAUUUGUGGACUAGUGCUUCUCCGUCCUGUGCAAUGGUUUACUACAACCCUCAGAGCUGAUUGGCAUUCGCCGUGUCUCAUUAGACG